AUGAGUCGAUACUAUUCGGAUUCGGAUGAUGCACAUUAUGUUCCUCGUCGACAAUCGGAUAAUAUACAUGCAUCUGGUUGGCAAUCACCAAUACCAACAACUGAUGUUAUACCUUCAUCUUCAUCAGUAACACGUAUUGUUGUUGAAUGUCCAUUUGGAUCAAAAAAAUGUGAUUAUGCAAUUGAUAAAUCCCAACGUGGUCGUUUAAUUGUUACUGCACGUCGUCGACAUAAAUUUAAAUCUGAUUAUCUUUCGUUAAAUAAUAAAAAUAAUAUAGCUAUUCAAACAUUUACAAUUCCAUACGAUGCUGAUAUUGAUCGUUUAAAAUCUUAUGUUGAACGAUAUACAAAUAGUUUAAUUAUUGAAAUUCCUCGUUCGUCUUCAUCAUAUAUAAAUACAAACCAUACAUCGACACAUUUAAUUCGUUCACCUGAUAUAUUAACAUCGUCAACAGGUGCUUCGCAAUUAAUAUAUGAUGAUAUUAAACCAAGUAGAAAAUCUUUUGGUAAUAAUCAAAAAUUGGAAUAUCUUAUUGAUUGUCAUGGUUAUACAGCUGAUGAACUUGAUGUAUUUAUUCAAGAUCAUGAUUUAAUUGUUCAAGGUAAAACUAAACGAACAAAAUUAGAAGAUCCAACACAAGAACGUAUAUCAAAAGAAUUUUCACGUAAAAUUUCAUUACCACAUACAGUUGAUUUAUCAAAAGUUAUAUCAUAUUUGGAAAAUGGUCAAUUACGAAUUGAAGCACCACUUAAACGUGAAUUUUAUUAUAGUGAUAAUGGAAUUCUUUCAUCUGGAUCACAAUUAACAACAGUACCAAAUAGAACAAUGAUUGAAUAUAAUCGAAUUCAAUCACCAAUAUCAACUAAUCCACAACAUCAUUAUCGACGACAUGAACAUGUAAGUCGUCGUCGAGAAUAUGAUGGUGGUGAUAUUCGUCGACCAUCAAGUCCAAUGCGAAGAGUAUAUUCAACUGAAAAUCUUAGUUAUCCACUUUAUAGUUCAUGGCGAGAUAUUGAUAAUGACGGUGAUGAUGAAGAUGAUUCAAGACAAAGUCGACAUCGACGAACAGUCAAUUAUGAAGGUUAUAUUAGUAAUCGAAAUGGUACAAAACAACGACCAAUAUAUAGAUCUACUUAUUUACCAACAAAUAAUGUUGUUAGAACUACGACAAAACAUCGUUAUUAUCCAAUGAAUGAAGAUGUGUAUUUUAGGUAUUAA
This is a messenger RNA of Rotaria sp. Silwood2, 1218 nucleotides long. The record is from the annotation of a GenBank genome assembly. NCBI's taxonomy places the organism in Eukaryota, Metazoa, Rotifera, Eurotatoria, Philodinida, Philodinidae.